This is a messenger RNA of Drosophila sechellia, 3274 nucleotides long. Its product is annotated as ankyrin repeat domain-containing protein 13C. The transcript has a single exon. NCBI's taxonomy places the organism in Eukaryota, Metazoa, Arthropoda, Insecta, Diptera, Drosophilidae. Gene Ontology annotation, molecular function: signaling receptor binding. The record is from RefSeq and is a predicted model, not a curated record. Bases 112 to 1743 code for a protein of 543 amino acids. Gene Ontology annotation, biological process: protein retention in ER lumen. Gene Ontology annotation, cellular component: cytoplasm.
UGAGGGAUUAUAACAGUUUUACCAUCUGGUAACAUUGCCAGGUAAACUAAAAAAAUCGAAUUGAUUUAUUUAAUUCCACGGAAGACGCGACGUUGACUGAAAAGCUAAGACAUGUCCAACGAAAAAGAGGACGAGUGCGACAAGCACAAGCAGCAGGCGACGGCGGACGCCAAGUCCACGUCGAGCGAGGAUUCGGAUGAGUACCAAUCGGCCGGUGAGGGCGAGGAUGGCGACGGCGAUGGUGACGGUGAUUCCCCAGCGGAGCACCCGCCUAACAAAACGAGCCCAACGGUCGCCGUCACGCCCACAGCAAAGGCAACAUCGCCACUGCCCACUGUGAAGACAACAUCCGAUGCCCUGGACUAUCCUAUGCACCGGAGUGUUUUCGAGGACGACAUCAAGUCGCUGCAGCGACGACUUCUCUUGAGCACGGCCCAAGACGAAGUGGGUCGAAAGGAUAAGCACGGCAAUACGCCACUCCAUCUGGCCGUAAUGCUGGGCAGAAAGCACGCUGUCCGUUUGCUUCUGGCCCAAAACGCCCCCGUAAAGAUCAAGAACAAUGAGGGCUGGUCCCCGCUGUCCGAGGCCAUUAGCUACGGAGACCGCCAGACAAUCACCCAGGUGCUGCGAAUGCUAAAGCUGCAGUCCCGCGAACACAUGGAGAGUCGGCGGGAGAAGCUGGUCAACGCGCUGCGCCAGAUGCAGGACUUCUACAUGGAAUUCAAGUGGGAUUUUCAAUCCUGGCUGCCACUGGUAUCCCGCAUCCUGCCCUCGGACAUCUGCCGGCUUUACAAGUCGGGCGCCUCCAUUCGUUUGGACACCACACUGGUGGACUUCAAUGAUAUGCGUUGGGAGCGAGGGGACAUAUCGUUCUUGUUUAGAGGUGAGGCGCCGGCAAGGGAAUCACUGGUUCUGUUGGACAAUGAGCAGGAGUGCUUUCAGCGGCUGCGAUACGAGGAAUCAGACAUGGAGGAUGAGGUGGAUGUGCUCAUGUCGACCGAUAUACUGGCGACCCAGAUGUCCACCAAGACGAUACAAUUCGCACGGGCGCAACGCGGCUGGAUAUUCCGCGCCAAUCGCAAGGAGCUCAUUGGGGGCCAAUACCAGUGCGAAAUCUACACCAUCCAGGGUUUAAUCCUGAAGCAGCGUAAGAGGCGGGAACACCUGUCACACGAGGAUCUACAAAAGAACCGCGCCAUUGUCGAGACUAUUACCAAGGGUGGCAGCCAGCAGCCGGAUACGCGUCGCUCCAGCCUAGGCAGCCAGCACACGGCCACGCCGCCAGAGACCAACACACCAACGGCUCCAAAUGGCAUCUCACUGCCGGAGCUGCCGCGUCGCAGCUCGCUGCAGGCCCCGCCGCCUCCCACAGUCACCUGGCGUCAGUAUCUCGAUGCGGAGGUCGGUAAGUGCCCGCAACUGGGCCGGACACCCGUGCACAAGCAAUCCAACAAGACGCUGCGAGCAACGGUAGCCAUGAGCAAGGACUUUCCACUUAGCGUGGACAUGCUGCUGGACGUUCUGGAAGUCGUGGCACCCCUAAAACACAUCAACAAGCUGCGCGAAUUCGUCACGCUGAAGCUACCGACGGGCUUUCCCGUGAAGAUUGAGAUACCCGUACUGCACACGGUGACCGCCAAGGUGACGUUCCAAAAAUUCGAGUUCCGCGACAACAUCCCCGCCAAGAUGUUCGAGGUGCCAUCGCACUACUGGGAGGAUGUGCGUCGCUUUCAGGACUUAUGACCAGGCGACGGAGAAGCCGCGCCAAAGGCCAAAGCACCAACCGGCGGAGCGACCGGAGCAGCGACUGGCGUUCGUGUCGACUUGAAUCGCAAUGCGUCCUCGCCCUCCAUUGCGGAGUUCGAUUGAUGAGGCGUCUACCGCGACACACGCCUCUCAUCCUGCCCGUCCGCCUGUCCCACACAUUUCAUGUCGCGUUUUGUGAUCACUCCAGCAAAAGUCGGAGGAUACAGCUCGAACGCGGGCGGCUUGGUUAUGUAUGUAUGCUUAAGAGGAAAAAACCCACAAACAAAAUUGCAAUUUUCAAUAUUAGGAUGGAAUCCCAUAUUCUCGCUGUCCAAAUCCAAAUUAGACGCUCUGAAAAUUGCAAUUUUACAUUUACGUUUUGUUAUGUACUGUAUUUGUUUUUAAUCGCCUCCGCAAGGCGGGUCAUUACUUAGUAGUAAUUAUUAAGCACAGGCUCGUCAUUUUUCACAGCCCGAGUGAAUGAAUCACUUCAACUUCAAAUUAUGUUUUCAGAUUGCAACCCUAUUUGGUGGGGUGCGGUCCCAAAACAGCUGCUCCACUUGCGAAGAAUCCAGAAAGUUCUCUUUCCCAAAUUGCCUUUCGUAUCUGCCGAUAAUCGCGGCGCUGCGAAGGUAAAACUAAAUGUCCAAUCUGCAGAAUUGCUGGCUGAUAGCCACGUUGACAGCAGCAAUUGGCUAAGUUUUUAGUUUGUAAGUGAUUAGAUGUUGUCCAAUAUCCGAUCGUUUCGCAAAACGUUCAUCAUUUUAUGUCCAUAUCCCCUUUCCGUGUUUAGUGCAAUUUCAUAUCUAGUUUUAAGGUCAACUGGGAAAGGAGACAGCUUUUUCGAAAAAAAGAGUCCACAUAACCGCUUGAAGAGCGUUCUUUUUCUACUUAGGAUAUGUGUACUAGAGAAUCGAUCGCAAAACCAUUUCCAAUCGCCUUUCCUCGCAAUAGUCUCAAGUAUUUAGAAGUGCGCAAAACUGAGAACAGCUCCACAAAUCAAUUAUUAAUAAAUAUUUAUACAUACGCAUGUACCCAAGUAUUUAUUUAGUUCCAUUCUAGCCAAUUAUUUAUACUGCAAAGAGCGUCUGUACUUGCUUUGUAUUUGUUAAUCAACAAAAGCAGCUAGCGCCGGAAUUAGUUUCGGUUCGCAUUGCUUUGCUGUGAUUUUGCCCUUUUUAAAACAAAAUAUGACUAAACACCACAUGUAUUUAUAUUUAUGUAUGUAUAACUGCCAUUGCUUGCUUUUCUUCGGACACCAUUUUUUAUUUCGUUUAUAGAAAUCCAAUCCACUUAGGUCAAAUCAAGGCGAUAAUCAAAUGAAAUUGUUUUUAAACCGUAAUCCUAGAUCAAAACACAUAUUCACAAGAAUUCUGAUGUAAGCAAAAAUCAGUAUAUUUUACUAGGUAAGGGCAAUUUAUUGAAACAUUUAUAUUUAUACGUGGCCACCCUAACUGUAAUUAAACCGAGCAAUUGUAUACGCUCUAAAAAAUAAUUAUAUACACAAACUGUAAAUGUGCAAACCCAA